Perca flavescens (yellow perch) is the source of this 508-nucleotide messenger RNA. RefSeq names its product ubiquinol-cytochrome c reductase, complex III subunit XI (gene uqcr11). Gene Ontology annotation, cellular component: mitochondrial inner membrane. Gene Ontology annotation, biological process: mitochondrial electron transport, ubiquinol to cytochrome c. The record is from RefSeq and is a predicted model, not a curated record. The coding region runs from base 104 to 274 and encodes 56 amino acids. Lineage: Eukaryota; Metazoa; Chordata; Actinopteri; Perciformes; Percidae. The transcript has 3 exons.
UAGUUCACGCACAUGCGCACUACGCAUAGUCAGCAAACCAAUAUCGGAAGUUCUUAGCUUUUAAGUUGCACGUCCUGCGUUAGGAGGACAUAUUUCAGCCAAAAUGAUCAGUAAAGUAAUCGGUCAGAAGUAUGUGUCCAUUGCCAAGUCAUGGAUCCCAACUAUGACUGUAUGGGGCACAGUCGGAGGCGUAGCUCUGGUCCACUUCACAGACUGGCGAGUGAUUUUGGAUUAUGUCCCCUACAUCAAUGGCAAAUUCAAGAAAGAAGAGUAGUGGCACUCAGUCAGGUUGCUGCUGUUUUUUUACACAAAGACUAAAAUAAUGGACAAGAACUGCUGCAGCCCGGAACUUGCGUGCCAGGCCACUUGGAAGCUGUCCUCUUCAUCCUGCAGCUCAGUCAACAUUAAACUGUUCGACAUCCUGUGAAAUGCACUGGAGUUAGGCAUUUCAACAUUCCUUCUACCAGUGAAAACGUGAAUGGAAGGAAUAUUAAAACACUGAUGAUAA